This is a messenger RNA of Arabis nemorensis, 795 nucleotides long. NCBI's taxonomy places the organism in Eukaryota, Viridiplantae, Streptophyta, Magnoliopsida, Brassicales, Brassicaceae. The record is from the annotation of a GenBank genome assembly.
AUGUACGCGACGAACAAUCAGUUCCAGAAAACCGGUCCAAAGGGUUUCAUCCAAGUCAAGGUUCUUGAGAAUGAUCAGCUUUACAUUCGUGUCGAGUUGCCCGGAGUUCCAGAUGACGGCGUCCGUCACAGAGUCGACGCCGUGAGGCAAAAGGUGGUGUUUUUCUCCGGCGAGACAGUAGACGACGGCAACAAGAAAGACCCAGUUCGUGAGUACUCCGGAUCCGCCGGCCUGAGCUGUGAUUGCUGUGAGAUCACAAACGUGGAUGCGAAAAUGAAAGACGGAAUGUUGAGGAUGAUCGUGUCAAGGGUCAAAGUGAAAGACCAUGAAACCAAGUGUACACUCACGUUUCCUCCUUUUACAGGUAAAUCGGGAAGGUUCGCGGAAGAUCAUCCAUUUGUUGUGAAAGGACGCAAGAGAGCAAACGUUGGAGAACCAAUAGCUCAUGGUGGUUUGUAUUUUUCAGUGGAUGUGCCUGGAGUUUGUGUUGAUGACAUUGACGUAUUGGCUAAUGAGGAGGAAAUCAGAUUCCAUGCUGAGAUCAAAAAUGUGUAUGAGCAUGAUGAGAGUGGUCGUGUAUACCUGGGAAGCAUCAAAUGUCCUCAGGGAUUCUCACUUUUGAGCCACCAAAUGGCUUAUGAUGCACAAUAUGGAGUUCUCAAGGUUGUUGUUGCACCUUACCUACUACGAAGAGGAUCUUGGAAAGCAAAAUACAAGAAGAAGUAUGAUGUUACCAUUAAUAACGUUAUCAAUAGUAAUGGUAAAUGUAGAGUUUAUUGCUUGCGGAAUACGUAA